This is a messenger RNA of Colletotrichum spaethianum, 240 nucleotides long. RefSeq lists its product as uncharacterized. Lineage: Eukaryota; Fungi; Ascomycota; Sordariomycetes; Glomerellales; Glomerellaceae. The record is from RefSeq and is a predicted model, not a curated record. The coding region runs from base 1 to 240 and encodes 79 amino acids. The transcript has a single exon.
AUGUGUGGCUGGUGCUCCUUACGCCACCUGUGGCGCACUACUGCAGCUCGAGGUGUUGCCUUGGGUGGGCCCCACAUUGAUCGGACAAGCAGCGGUCGCAACAGCGACGACAGCUCCAAGCUCCCCACAGCGGCGUCAUUGGAGCGCGAAGCACCGACGUCAAACAACAACUACCACAUCGCUGCGCACAUCGUCGCCGAUACCGCCCUUCCCACGACUUGCUGCCGCCAGGAGAUGUAG